Molecule: messenger RNA, 563 nt
Organism: Cuscuta epithymum
Lineage: Eukaryota; Viridiplantae; Streptophyta; Magnoliopsida; Solanales; Convolvulaceae
Source: the annotation of a GenBank genome assembly
AAGUAAGUUAAGAGCAAAUAAAUUAAACACAUUUAUAUUUAAGCAAUUAAUUAGAUGGCUCCGAUGAAUAAGCUCACGUUGACCGCCGCAUCAUGUGGCGGCGUUCUCAUUUUGGCAUUUCUUUUCUGUUUUGGUGUUCAGAGCAGUGAGGGAAUUAGGGGGCAGUCGCUCUCCUCAAACUAUAAAGUCUUCAGUGAAAGUCACCCAAGUCCCGGCGCUGGUCACAGAAUUCCUCCCCCAGCUGCCUCCGCCGAUGAGCUGCCGUCGUCGCUGUCCUCUAACUAUAAAGUCUUCAGUGAAAGUCACCCAGGGCCAAGUCCCGGCCAGGGUCACGACGUUCCUCCCCGUGGCGCUACUUCACCUCCGGCCAAUAAUUAAACCUAGCUAGCUAAAUGCAUGCAUGCCCUAGUUGAUGCCUCGUUCCCUCAACGAACCUUGAUGUAUACCUUCUCUUUACCCGUAUAAUAUAAUUCUGUGUUACAAUUUAUGUAUUUAAACUAUAUAUGAUACGAGUAUUGAUGAUAUGAAAGAAUAAGAAAUAAUGAACGAUUUCUAUUACCCCG